Messenger RNA from Trichogramma pretiosum, 2968 nucleotides. RefSeq names its product E3 ubiquitin-protein ligase TRAIP-like. The record is from RefSeq and is a predicted model, not a curated record. The transcript has 7 exons. NCBI's taxonomy places the organism in Eukaryota, Metazoa, Arthropoda, Insecta, Hymenoptera, Trichogrammatidae. The coding region runs from base 330 to 1679 and encodes 449 amino acids. Gene Ontology annotation, molecular function: zinc ion binding.
CUCUCAGUGCCAAUGACGUAAUGUUUUGGUCUCUCAGCUGAUACGCUCACACUGCAUAUCUAUAUACGACCGUUUUGUUUGGGACGACGCUUCUUAUCGAAUUUCCGUAGUAUUAUUCGUCUUAUCUCACGUCGAAAUCGAGACUGGCAUUUAAAAAACCUGUUCGCGCAGUGUUUAUUUUUUGAGGAAAGCAUGGGACAAUCCGCUGUCGAGCUCCAACAGAAGCAAGUCCCUUGAGAAAAAGAUCAAGUUCGAUGUGUCUCCCAUGUUGUAUGCACUUAUACCUUCACUUACUACGCACUUGAAGCGUCUUUGUUCUACUGGGAAAAAUGAACAUCCAGUGCGCGAUAUGCCAAGACGUAUUGGAACCAUCCAACGAUAUUUUCAUUACACCUUGUGGCCAUGUCUUUCAUUUUCCAUGUCUCGUUCAGUGGUUGGAAAAGUCUCAGACUUGUCCACAAUGCAGAGCCAAGGUAAAGCGUGACGGUGUCACAAGGAUAUACUUCAAUUUUGCAAAUACUGAAGCUGUGAAAGAAGAUAGUUUUACUCUUCAGCAAAAGUUAGAUAGUUUAUCUUUUCAAGUUAAACUCAAAGAAACUGAAAAUAAAAAUUUCAAGUCAGAGCUUCAUACUUUGAAGAAACAAAAUAGUAGUUUACGCGAAGAGGUGAAGAAAAGAGAAUCUGAAGUGAAAAAACAAAUAUCUGCUAUACACGCUUUAAAAGAUCAAACUGCACAUUUUCGAUCUCAGUGCCAAGAUUAUGAUAGUGUGUGCAGAGAAAAAGAACGUUUACAAAAAAAAAUUGAUACUUAUGAGAAUAUUAAGCAAUUAAUAUGCUCAACAUCUAAUGAAGUGGAGGAAUUACUCCAGCGAAAUGUAGAUCACAGACAAUUGUGUACAUAUAUCGCCAUUCUAAAGGGAGAAAUGACUAUCUGUUUGGCAAAAAGAAAAGAAAUGAGGAAUAAAAUACAUGCGCUGCAACAUGAAUUACAAACUGUAAAAACUGAAAAAAUUUCUUUGGUAGAAGACUUUCAAAAAAAAAUUGAAAGAUUGGAAGAAGAACUUGCUAUAAAUAGAAGUGAAAAUCUUGAAUUAACAAGGAAACUUGAUAGAAAAAACCAAGAAACUAAAGAUAAUGAGCAAGUCAUAUUGCACAAUGUUUCCUUAGAUAGCAUUGAAAGUCCGGACUAUCGUGCUCUGCCAUCUUGUUCGACCAAAAGUUCUUCUAAGCGAGAUAAUUCAUUUUUGGAUGAGUCUCCAACUAGAGCUUCCAAAAAAUUGAAAUUUUUCAAUAAUAAGGAUGACUCAGAUCUCAUUAUAGUAUCUUCAAACCUCAAGGGGAUGAAAGAAAACUCACCAUACCUUCCUACUAAAUCAAAAAGUGUAUUGGGUCUGAAAGAUAGAGAUACUCAAAGAGGAUCGCGCACUAGUGUAUCGAACAGAAUGUUUAUGUCUUCAAAAAAAUUUGAAGCUGCACAAAAAGGUACUCUAUCAAAAGAUUCAACCACUGUGUUCGAUGGUUUUGGAGGGCACUCCAAAACUGAUACUUUUCCAACUGCAAAAACGUUUACUCUUAAACGAUCUGCUUCUUCCGAUCUUUCUAAGACUAAGAAAGUAAAGACGGAUCAAAGCGUGUCCAGUAACAAACAAUUGGACGGUUUUGUAAUCAAAUUGACCUAGGAAUUACUGCAACUCUUCUUGAGUGAUUCAUUCUUUGAAUAAAUGUUUCCAAAUGGUAUCAUUUUACAUUAAAAGAGUGAAUGGUUGCAUGAAUUUUUCUAGUUAAGUGAAAUUUCUUAUUUGAGGACUGCUUGUAAUAAAUGUAAAUGUGAUAUAUAAGUCCAAAUUGUAGUGGAUAUUAAAAAUAUGCUCUCAUGUUUUUUUGUAUAUAAGCUGAAAUUGCAGUGCAUAUUUAAAAAAUAUGUUUCUAUGCUUUGUUGAAUAAAUUAAGAUAUAGUUUGCAUGGAAAUACCUGCUGAAAUCAUCUCAUGUUGAGUUGCAAAAUGAACUUCAAUAAUGUAACAUAAUAGUUAAUUAAAAAGUAUAUUGUCUUAUGUAUUGGUCAUACAAAUAAUACCUAUAUCAAAUAAUAGAAGUUUUGUAUUUAUAUACUUAUGAUUUUAUUUAUCUUCCCCGUGCACGACGAUUGAGUAUUAGAAAAAAUACUGUUAAAAGAUAAAACUUAUUCUCAGUCUAAUAAAUAAAUUAAUAAGCUUUGCAACAUAAACAUUUAUAAUAUAUUUUGUGUAAUGUAAAUGAGAUGAUUUGGCAUUAGUAGAAUUAUAAAACAAAAUUUCAUUAGAGUUUAGAAAAUCUUAGUGAGUUAUUAUUAGUGGUUGUAAAUGUGUAAUUAUAAGUAUACAAGCAAGUAAGAGUGAAAAGUAUUAAUUGGUACAAAGAUUCUAACGUGAAUAUUGAAAAGCGCUUUUAUUACUGUAAAGUUAAAAAAUCGAAUGAUACCAGUGAGAAGACCCAAUGAUGAUAAUAUUAACUAUGGACAAUUUUCAUGUUAUGUCAAAAUCUAAUUACUUAGACUUGUCGAUUGAAUACGAAUUAUAUUUAAUCAUUUCAGAGCCCUGCGAACAAAUAGUAAAUAUAGAAAACUUAUUUAAAGUCUAACUUUAGUUUUUCAAGUAUAUUUUUAUCCCAAUCACGAGAUGUAAAUUUUAUAUAUUUUAUUCUUAUAUACAAUUGUUUAAUGAAAUAUUCAUUUUUACUGUAUAAUUUCUUGUCACUUUAAUCUACAAUAUCAUUUAUACAUAGUAAUUAUUAACUUUUAUGUAAAAACCAAUUUUUAUUCAUGAUACUAUAAAUAUGAAUCUUGUUGAAGCAAUAGCUAAGAGGUAAGGGUAUACAAUAACAGGUAAUAAAUAAUACACUUUUAUUCAAUCCUUCAUUCUUAUACUUACUGUUUGAAAUUUUUUCUGUACAUAUGUAGAUGAAACAAUAAACAAUUCUUGUGAAAUGUA